Fulvia fulva is the source of this 687-nucleotide messenger RNA. RefSeq names its product NADP-dependent alcohol dehydrogenase C 2. Bases 1 to 687 code for a protein of 228 amino acids. NCBI's taxonomy places the organism in Eukaryota, Fungi, Ascomycota, Dothideomycetes, Mycosphaerellales, Mycosphaerellaceae. Gene Ontology annotation, biological process: alcohol metabolic process. Gene Ontology annotation, molecular function: alcohol dehydrogenase (NADP+) activity. The record is from RefSeq and is a predicted model, not a curated record. The transcript is spliced from 3 exons.
AUGCAAAUCAACCUGAUGGACCUGAUCAUGUUCGUUCGUGCACAAGCUAGACUGCAGAGCAUGACGAUGGUCGACUAUUUUGCUGUUGGACUAUCAUCGCCGGACAUCGAUUCCUGGACAUCAGCGAUCUUCAGUGGAGCUCACGCUUCUGCCAUGCUGAAGAAUGUCGUUGGUUUCGAAGGGCUGGAGUACGAGUGUGUUGAGGGAAGGCAGGAUAUCAUGCUGUACAAGGCUUUGACCAAGGAAGAAGAUGCUCGCAAGAUGGGCGCAGAUGAUUUCAUUGCUACCGGAGAGGAAGGGUGGCAGGAGAAGCAUGCCGGAUAUCUUGACUUGAUCAUCGGCACCAUCUCGAACCCGAAGAUGCCAUUCAAACCAUACGUGGGCCCCCUGGGCUACAAGGGCCGCUUCGUGCAGCUUGGUCUUGCCGAAGAUCCCAUGCCCUCUUUUGGUGCCGCAAGUCCGAUCAUGAAGGGUGUCAGCGUCAGUGGUAGCUUGAUCGGCAGUCCGCAAGAGAUCGAAGAGAUGUUGCAAUUGGCUUCAGAUAACAAGGUGCAAGCCUGGAUUCAGACCCGGCCUAUGAGAAGGACGCCAACCAGGUUAUCCGGGACUUUGAGGAGGGCAAGCCAAGGUACAGGUACUGUCUGGUCAACUAAGACAGCGGCGAGAAGUGGCUCCAACCACUCUUAG